This is a messenger RNA of Lottia gigantea (owl limpet), 309 nucleotides long. RefSeq lists its product as hypothetical. NCBI's taxonomy places the organism in Eukaryota, Metazoa, Mollusca, Gastropoda, Lottiidae. The record is from RefSeq and is a predicted model, not a curated record. The transcript has a single exon. The annotation marks the transcript as partial.
GUUCUAAUAAUAAUUGAGAGGUUUAUCAUGAUACUCUAUAAAUUAGUUCUAAUAAUAAUUGAGAGGUUUAUCGUGAUACUCUAUAAAUUAGUUUUAACAAUAAUUGAGAUGUUUAUCGUGAUACGGUAUAAAUUAGUUCUAAUAAUAAUUGAGAGGUUUAUCAUGAUACGGUAUAAAUUAGUUCUAAUAAUAAUUGAGAUGUUUAUCAUGAUACUCUAUAAAUUAGUUCUAAUAAUAAUUGAGAUGUUUAUCAUGAUACGGUAUAAAUUAGUUCUAAUAAUAAUUGAGAUGUUUAUCAUGAUACUCUAU